AUGUAUUCGAAUGAGAAGAUAAAUUGUUCGAAUUGUUGCAGUGAAUUAUGUCGGAAGAAUCGAAUAGAAAGUCAUAAUUCAAUGGUGCCCUGUACGAUUGGAGAGUUUAGAUGCAUGUAUGGGACUGAUAGUUUAGUUGAAUUAUUUAGUAGAAUUGCUAAUAAUAUAGUACAAGGACAGAGUAAGACUAAUCUAGACGAAAGUGAGGCUAAACAACUUGAAGUUGAUCAAAUUGUGAUGAAGGUUAUGAAAAUCGUUGCAGAGCCUUCAUCAAGUGCUCUUGGAAUAGUUUUCAGCUCACGACUUGAACAUGCACUUCAUAAACUUCAUCUCACACUUAUUGGAUUCGGAACUAAUGAUACAACAGCUUUAGGAUUCGACAAUAAUUCAUGGUCAGAUUUCAAGAGUGGCAAGGAAAUAUCCACCUUCAUCAAGGAUGCAUCCAAAAGUCAACCACAAUCUUUCAUUACCGAGGAUUUCAUCGAGAAGGAAACAACACUUGUGGAUUUGGGACAUAAAAUCUACUCAACAGUUGGAAUUAAUUCAAAUAUCGAAAUGGUUGCAUUGGGAUAUGAUUUCAGUUAUUUUAUCUAUGCAUGUGGAUGUAUUGGAUUGGCAGGAACGUGGUCAGAGAGUUUUGCUCGACUCUUCAAGUAUCAAUGGUCGAGAGAGUUGUCCUCUGUGCAUCCGUCCAUGUUUUGCACUGCAAUGAUAAGUAAGGAUAGAAAAACAUUGUUUUCAUUUGGAUAUAAUUCUAUGGGACAAGCUUCUGGGAAACUAUCAGAUGCUUAUUUAUUUCCAAAAGCUGUUGAUCCACAAUUACACAAUCAUGAAACUAUUCGAUUUGUUUCGGUUGGAUUUGAAGCAAUUUAUCUAGUGACUGAGGAAAACAACAUGUAUGUCUCUGGAGGUAAUCACAAUCACGAGCUGGGUAUUGAGUGGAUUAGGAAGAGUAAAAUCAAUGAUUCCAAUAGAAUUGUGUUGAAUUAUGAAGUUGCUGAGGAAAUUUUGGAAAAAGUUCAGGAACGAAAAAUUAUUCCAACUCUGCAAUUGGUUCCAAAUCUACCAAAACAUGAGAAAAUUAUUCAGGUUGCAGCUGGUGAGAAGCAUUCUUUUGUCUUAACAGAGGCAGGUAAUAUGUACUGCACUGGAUCUAAUCAAGUUGGUCAAUUGGGAUUGGGAAGUUCUGUUUCAGGUUUGGAUAAAUUCGAGAAACAUCCAUUUUCGAAUAUUGAAAAGGUAACACUCAUUCAUUGCUUUCAAAGUUCAACGAUUUGGGUGACUGAGAGUGAUACUGUCUAUGUAUGUGGUGAAAAUUCCAAUUCUGAGCUAGGAAAUCUGUCAUCUAAUGAUAUUCUAAUUGAUGAGGAAAAUCAAAAUUUCAUGGAACCUGUCACUCAUCCAAUAUUAUGUGGAAAGGGAAUUGUAAAAAUUUAUGGAAUUUACAAUUUAUUUGCCAUUACACGAAAUGGUGAAUAUUUAUGUUGGGGAUCUAAUGAGGAAAAUGAACUUGGAUUGGAUGAAAAUACUUUACUAUCUUAUAAUUCUGGAGAAAUUGUUAGAAACUUGGUAUUUGAAAGGUAUUCCAAUUUGGUAAAAACUCGUGGAUAUAAAAUGGUAUUAGCAGCAGGUUUCAAUCAUACCGUUCUAUAUUUCAAGGUAGAUAAUAAGAGAAUUGUUUUCAUGUUCCAACAAUUACAGAAUUUUGUGGAAAACUCACAAACUAUUUCACCAUUUUCAGAUAUUUCAAUUAUUCAUGAAGAAGAUAUUCAUGUUGAUAAUAUCCUGAAAAGAAAAUACAAUGAAGCUAAUAACUCUCAAAUAGAAUCAAAAAAACAAAAAAUAAUCAAGGAAAAAAUUAAUUAA
This is a messenger RNA of Naegleria gruberi, 1866 nucleotides long. RefSeq lists its product as uncharacterized. The record is from RefSeq and is a predicted model, not a curated record. NCBI's taxonomy places the organism in Eukaryota, Heterolobosea, Eutetramitea, Acrasida, Naegleriidae. The coding region runs from base 1 to 1866 and encodes 621 amino acids. The transcript has 2 exons.